AUGACAAAAUUACAAGAAAUGCAUCAGAACGACCAUGGUUCAUACACUGAAAUUGCUGAAGAAAAAGAAAUUCUUAAGAUAACUACUGCUACAAAACUUUGUGUCGUACAUUUCUUUCACAAAGAAUUUCGAAGAUGUCAGAUUAUGGACAAACAUCUUACGACAAUCGCCAUUCGUCAUUUUAAAACAAAAUUUGUAAAAAUAAAUGUCGAAAAUGCACCUUUUUUGGUUGAAAAACUCGCGAUACAAGUUUUGCCUUGCGUCAUAUCUUUUAUAGACGGAAUUUCUGUGGAUAGGAUCAUCGGUUUUGACGAUCUUGGAAACACUGAUUCAUUUACGACAGCAGCACUCGAACUUCGAUUAUCUCAAAGUG
Messenger RNA from Racocetra persica, 373 nucleotides. The record is from the annotation of a GenBank genome assembly. Lineage: Eukaryota; Fungi; Glomeromycota; Glomeromycetes; Diversisporales; Gigasporaceae.